Messenger RNA from Fulmarus glacialis (Northern fulmar), 927 nucleotides. RefSeq names its product poly (ADP-ribose) polymerase family, member 6 (gene PARP6). NCBI's taxonomy places the organism in Eukaryota, Metazoa, Chordata, Aves, Procellariiformes, Procellariidae. The record is from RefSeq and is a predicted model, not a curated record. Gene Ontology annotation, molecular function: NAD+ poly-ADP-ribosyltransferase activity; kinase binding; protein serine/threonine kinase activator activity. Gene Ontology annotation, biological process: endoplasmic reticulum unfolded protein response. Gene Ontology annotation, cellular component: nuclear envelope; endoplasmic reticulum tubular network; membrane.
GAUCCUGGGCAUGUUCACGUCCCAGCAAUGGAAACAUCUCAGCAACGAUUUCCUGAAGACCCAGCAGGAGAAGCGGCACAGUUGGUUCAAGACGAGCGGCACCAUCAAGAAGUUUCGUGCUGGCCUCAGCAUCUUCUCCCCCAUCCCCAAGUCUCCCAGCUUCCCUGUCAUCCAAGUCAACCGCCUGAUCAACCGCUCCGUCGCCUGUACGGUGAAGAACCCCAAAGUGGAGGUUUUCGGCUACCCCCCGCCCAGCACCCAGGCAGGUGUCGCCCCCUUCAACAUCCUGGUGGGUGCCUCCCCGCCUCGGGGUUUGCUUUCCUCUCCUUUGGUUGGUGGCCACUGCAAGAACGUCCCUACGCUGGAGUACGGCUUCCUCGUCCAGGUGAAUGUCCUGCGUCCACAGCGGAUCCCGACGCUCAACGAGUACUGCGUGGUGUGCGACGAGCAGCACGUCUUCCAGAACGGCUCCAUGCUCAAGCCGGCGGUGUGCACCCGGGAGCUCUGUGUCUUCUCCUUCUACACCUUGGGCGUCAUGUCCGGUGCGGCGGAGGAGGUGGCCACAGGUGGGGGUGUGGUGGACCUGCUGGUGGCCAUGUGCCGCGCCGCCCUGGAGUCCCCCCGCAAAAGCAUCAUCUUCGAGCCUUACCCUUCCGUGGUGGACCCCAACGACCCCAAAACACUUGCCUUCAACCCCAAGAAGAACAACUCACACCGGAUGGACAGCGUGAUGUCCAUCCGGGAGAUGACCCAGGGGUCCUACCUGGAGAUCAAGAAGCAGAUGGACAAGCUGGACCCCCUGGCCCAUCCCCUCCUGCAGUGGAUAAUCUCCAGCAACAGAUCCCACAUCGUCAAGCUGCCCCUCAGCAGGGUAAGGGGCCUGGCCGGGCUCCAGGUGGGGUGCGGGUACGGCAUGCGGGAUGGAGG